Molecule: messenger RNA, 2040 nt
Organism: Oryza sativa Japonica Group (Japanese rice)
Lineage: Eukaryota; Viridiplantae; Streptophyta; Magnoliopsida; Poales; Poaceae
Source: RefSeq, a predicted model, not a curated record
CGUCGUAGGCGACAUCGUUCUCUGUCUGUCCCGCACUCCCGCCUUUUGCCAAAGCGGCCCGCGACGCGACACAGCGGAGAGGUGCAACUCUGCCAUCGUCGUCGCUUCUCAAGGUUUAUCAAUAUCUCUCUCUCGGCGCGUAUAGCCGUCGCGCGGAGGGACGAGCCAAGGCCACGCCGCAUCCACAGAUCGAGAAUCGCGACGGGGAGAGGCGAGGCACCGUGUGGGCCGCCGGGAAGACGCACGCACGAGAUGGCGGCGGCGUGGCUCGUGGUGCUCCUCACCGUGCACCGGCUCCUCCACCUCUCCGGCGUCUCGGCCGUCGACCGCAGCCAGUUCCCGCCGGACUUCCUCUUUGGGACCUCUUCUUCUGCUUACCAGGUUGAAGGCGGAUAUUUGGAGGGUAACAAAGGUCUCAGCAACUGGGAUGUCUUCACUCAUAAGCAAGGUACAAUUGAGGAUGGAAGCAAUGGCGAUACAGCUAAUGACCACUAUCACCGUUACAUGGAAGAUAUUGAGUUGAUGCACUCCUUGGGUGUCAACUCGUACAGGUUCUCCAUAUCAUGGGCAAGGAUUCUACCAAAGGGUCGGUUUGGAGAUGUUAAUCCGGAUGGUGUAGCAUUCUACAACGCCCUUAUUGAUGGUCUUGUACAGAAAGGAAUACAGCCAUUUGUUACAAUAUGCCACUAUGAUAUCCCACAUGAACUGGACGAGCGAUAUGGUGGAUGGUUGAGUCCAGAAAUCCAGAAGGACUUCAGUUACUUUGCAGAAGUAUGCUUCAAGCUGUUUGGUGACCGAAUAAAAUUCUGGACAACAUUUAAUCAACCGAAUUUGUCCAUAAAGUUCAGUUACAUGGAUGGAUUUUACUCUCCUGGUCGUUGUUCUGAACCAUUUGGGAAGUGUGCCUUAGGGAAUUCUUCAAUAGAGCCAUACGUAGCAGGUCACAAUAUCAUACUGUCGCAUGCAAAUGCAGUCAGCGUUUACAGAAACAAAUAUCAGGGAAAACAAGGUGGUCAGAUUGGAAUUGCUUUGAGCAUAACCUGGUAUGAACCAUUCCGGAAUACCACUAUAGAUCUCUUGGCGGUUAAGAGGGCUCUAUCUUUCGGUGCUUCAUGGUUUUUAGACCCUAUACUUCUUGGUGAUUAUCCCACAGAGAUGCGUGAAGUCUUGGGUCAAAGCCUACCCAAGUUCACAUCAAAACAAAAGAACAGACUGCAGAGCACAAAAUUGGAUUUUAUCGGACUAAACCAUUACACGACAUGUUAUGUGAAGGAUUGCAUCUUCUCACCGUGUGAAAUUGAUCCUGUUAAUGCAGAUGCACGAGUAUUUAGUUUAUACGAAAGGGAUGGAGUGCCCAUCGGUAAAGCGACAGGAGCGCCAUUCUUUCAUGACGUUCCACGAGGGAUGGAAGAAGCAGUCACAUACUAUAAACAAAGAUACAACAACACACCAACAUAUAUCACUGAAAAUGGUUACUCCCAAGCAAGCAAUAGCAACAUGACUGCCAAGGAUUUUACCAACGACACAGGAAGAAUUACCUACAUUCAAGGCUACCUCAUUUCCUUAGCCUCGGCAAUAAGGAAAGGAGCUGAUGUACGUGGCUACUUUGUAUGGUCUCUCCUUGAUGACUUCGAGUGGAAUUUUGGAUACACGUUAAGGUUCGGGCUCUACCAUGUCCACUACAAGACACUGAAGAGGACGCCAAAAUUGUCGGUAGAUUGGUACAGGAAGUUCCUCACGGGUUCACUGCUGAGGAGAAAGUUCAGAGAUGAAUCUCAGCUUCAUAAGUUUAACUCUUAUUAAUCCAUACAUGCUGUUCUUCCCUUUCCAUAUUACUUUAUGUAAAGUCAAUAUGUGAUGCUUUAGCGUACAUAUGCUUGUACUUGCAUAUGUUCGCAAUUAUCCAUCCUAGACCAUAUGCAUAGAGUAUAAUAUGUACUGAAUAAAAGGGACGGAUUUUUGUGUGUAAUUCAUCUCCGGAAGAACGCUUUGUGUCAUCAAAGACCUUUGCCAAUAGAUAAGCUGAGUUUAAGGGGUUCU